GCGAGGCGGGCGGGAGGAACAUCAGUGAGGGGAGGGCUCGCUCCAUCUCCUCGCGCCCACCGAAUCCACUUCUCACAGAGCGCGGGCUCCUGGCGGGAAGGCACAAGAGAGCAGAGAGAGAGAGAGAGAGAGAGAGAGAGAGAGGGGGAGGGAGGGAGGGAGUGUGUGUGCGCGUCUGAGUGCGUGCGUGGAUUGCACCACCGCAUCCCCGUUUUCACCGUUUCUGCAGGCGUCCAUGCUCCGGUGGAGAGGAUGAGCGCGGAGAGCUUCUCCUUCCGCCCCGGUGUCUGCAGCGCCCCGUCAGUCCAGAUGUGACCGUUUUUGUGACGCCGUUCCCCUCGGAGACACCGUGACACCAUGGCUUUGGUUAUGGAACCUAUAAGUAAAUGGACACCGAAGCAGGUGCUGGACUGGAUGAAAGGUCUGGACGACUGUCUCCAGCAGUACAUCAAGAGUUUUGAGCGGGAGCAAAUGGGAGGAGAGCAGCUGCUACACAUCACCCAUCAGGAGCUGGAGGAGCUCGGUGUCACCAGAAUAGGGCAUCAGGAGCUCAUCCUGGAAGCUGUCGAUCUUCUGUGUGCCCUGAAUUAUGGCCUUGAGACAGAGAAUCUCCGAACUCUGUCCCACAAGCUGAACGCUUCAGCCAAGAACCUCCAGAACUUUAUUUUGGGCCGACGGCGGGGCGGCCACUACGAUGGACGCGCCUCCAGACGGCUGCCGAACGACUUCCUCACAUCGGUGGUGGAUUUAAUCGGUGCAGCCAAGAACCUGCUGGCCUGGCUUGACAGGUCUCCAUUUGCGAGUGUGACAGAGUAUUCGUUGCUGAAGAACAACAUCGUGCAGCUCUGCUUAGAAUUGACCACCAUUGUCCAACAGGACUGCACUGUGUACGAGACGGAGAACAAGAUCCUUCAUGUGUGUAAGACCUUGGCAGGGAUAUGCGAUCACAUCAUCUCUCUGUCGUCAGACUCUCUGGUCUCACAGUCGGCACAUUUGGAGGUGGUCCACCUUACCAGCAUCAUGCCCAAUGAGGGACUGGGGAUGUACAUCAAAUCGACUUACGAUGGACUUCAUGUCAUCACAGGAACCACAGAGAAUUCUCCGGCAGACCAGUGUAAGAAGAUCCAUGCGGGGGAUGAAGUGAUCCAAGUCAACCACCAGACUGUGGUGGGAUGGCAGCUGAAGAACUUAGUGAACGCUCUCAGAGAAGACCCAUGCGGAGUCAUCCUCACGCUGAAGAAAAGACCUCAGAACACUCUGAGCUCCACACCAGCUCUGCUGAGGAACGUGCGCUGGAAACCGUUGGGCCUACAGCCGGUUCCCACCAGCCCCACCAGUUCUUCCCCCACACCCGGAGGAACACUGGGCAUGUCCAAAAUGGACGCCCCGAGCAUGCAGGACGUCUACAUCCUCUCUCCCGUCUCUGGACUCUACAGCACCAGGGAGGAGAUGGGUCUAAUGUCAUGUGACGAUAUCAGUCGCUACAGCAUGAGCUCCCAAUCCGGCUCCAAGGGUUCAGAGGCCGUCAGCUAUUUUCUGGAUCAGGACAGCGGUCAGUACUUCUCAUUGCUGGAAGGAGACGGACCUCCGGGGCCGGACUACGACCGAGGCCGCAAUACAGGCGUGCGGCGGCGAGACAAGACCCCGACGCACGGUGACCUAAGACCAGUUUCCAUGCCUCCUGAAUAUAAUUGGAUGGGAGAGGCGAAGGAACCCAGCAUGGGCAAAAGAGGGAGCAGAGACUCAGACAACUCCCUGCUGCGCUACCUUAGCGACGACAAGAUCCUGGUUAUCGAGGAGGAGCCCGAGGGUCCCAGCAGGGAGAGCCGGCGGGACUCCACCAGGCGCUCGCGCCGCAAGAGCCGCAAUCCCAGCAGCCCCAGCUUUCCCAUCAGCCCUUCCAUGCUGUCCUCUACUCUCCGACUUGACCAGCCGCCAGAGCCUCUGCCUCGAGGGGCGGACACAUUGCGAGCCGACACAACAGACCGAUACUCGGGUUCAGGAAGCUCAGGGGGUGCAUCCAUGAGAAAGUCUUUCCAUUACACAUCUUUAAGAACAAAAACCAAAAGGAGAAGUAAAGGCUCCCUCACUAGUGCCAGUCGACGGAGAAUCUCCUGUAAGGACCUCGGCCACGGCGACUGUGAAGGCUGGCUGUGGAAGAAAAAGGACGCAAAAGGAUAUUUCACCCAAAAAUGGAGGAAGUAUUGGUUUGUCCUCAAGGAGUCUUGCCUUUACUGGUACACCAACCAAAAUGAUGAGAAGGCCGAGGGCUUCAUCAGCCUCCCCGAGUUUAGAAUAGACCGAGCCAUCGAGUGCAGACGGAAAUUCGCUUUCAAAGCCUGUCACCCCAAAAUCAAGAGCUUCUUCUUCGCCACCGACUGCCUGGAGGAAAUGAACAGGUGGAUGAACCGACUGGGACUAGCCGCCAUCGGGUACACCCCAGAUGACAAAGUGCCACGCCCCGAUGAAGACUACUGGAGUGAGAGCGAUCAAGACGAGGUUGACGGUUCCAUGACGCUCAAACAGGAGGGUCCUUCCUCCCUGUGUGACACCUAUCACCGCACGCCAUCAAUAAGCCUUCUCCACAGCUAUGAUCAGCUUCCCCGCUCCGUCAGUUCCAUGAGCCUCAUGCGCUCCACUCCAUCCCCACUUCCUCCACCAAAGAGUGCCUCCACCUCCCCUAUUCCUCCACAGAUGGUCUCUUCCACCUCCCCUCUCCCUUCUCAGGUCAACUCAUCCAGCCCCUUCCCAGAGCCCAAGCACGGUCGCCACUUCUCCAGCGAGUCCACGCACUCCCACUCCUCAGCAGAGGACCAGCGUGGGGACGGCAUGGGCAUGGGGACGGGCACGGGCAGCACCAGCACCCACUCAUCGGGGUGCCGCUCCUCCCACCGAGAGCGCCGCUCCUGGCAAGACCUCAUCGAGACGCCGCUGACCAGCGCGGGGCUGCACUUCCUGCAGACGGCGCCGGGCGAGAGCGACUACGGCGGCAUCAUGGGGGGCAUGGGCGGAGAGAUGGGGUUUUACGGAGGACUCGGGAGGCAAGGAAUGUCCCCGGAGAGGCGCAGGCAGGCCACGCUGCCCGUACGGAGACACCACGCAGCCGAGAGGGACCGGGAGCGGGACGGGCCCUUCCCUCUGGAGCGGGGCCCCUAUGCACACAGCCACACACACCGACGCUCCCACAAGCAGCGGAGCCAGAGUCUUCCCCGGAACAGAGACCCUAUGCCAGGAAAACUGCUCCACAAUGCAAUUCACAUGGAAGACAGGAGUGAGGAUGAGGAGGAGGAGGCGGCAGACAUGCUAGAGGGUCAGGAUGACUUGCAGGAGUUGAGAGUGGACAGCAGAGAGAGGAGGGUGUCUGAAGGAAGGGAACGGCGAGUGUCAGAGGGCAGAGAGCCCGAAGGGCUGGAUGGACUAGAACAGCUUUAUCGAGCUCUAGAGCAAGCCAACGUGACGGCCCUGGGCGACCCCAAACCCUGCAGCAGACAGGAGCUUCGGCGCUGUUUUACCCAGAGAGCCAGAGACCCUCUGCUCAAUGACCGGCUCCACCGGAUCCGAGCCCUCCGCAGCACCUUGAAGGCCAAAGAGUCGGAGCUGGCUGUGAUCUGUGCCCUCCUGGAGGACCCCGGCUUGUGUUCGCAGACCUUCAGAGAGUGGAAGCAGUGGCACAGCGAGCUGUACUCAGACAUCUGCCAGCUCAGCCCCGGCACCAACGGCCAGGACGAGCUCUCCCCGCUGGCGGCGCCGCUCAUGACCCAUACCCACUCCUUCAUUGAAACACACGUGUGAUGGGAAGGAUGGGAAGCAAAGACAUACGGAAACAACACAACACUCCAGAGCUUUAUGAUACCCCCAACUCUGAGCCCGCACCGACACACAAACACACACAGAAACACGUGUAAGAUGUGUAAAUAUCAUAGAGGGAACAGUAUGACACCUGCGUGUAUGAACUUUUGAUAAUCCCGAGGACCCCGGAGGGUGUUGGUUGCAUGCCUGAACAGAAAGCAUUAAUCUUCCUUUGUCUAUGGAACAUGACGUUCACAUGCUUGUUGAGCAAAACAAGAAAAAGAGGAGACUUUAUAAAGAUCUUAUUUUUCGUUUAACUUUCCUAGUUUGGCUAUUUUUAUUUUACGGGGGCAGGGGGAGCUAUGUAGCAGCAAUACAGAGAAGAAUCCUUUUCACCAUAACACUGUACUUUUGUACCAAUGAACUUUGCACCCAGAGCCACCAGUUCUCCCCCUCUCUCCCAAGUCUUUUUCUGUUUCUCUGUCAUUGCAUAUCUCGUUGAUUUUCAAGGACCUUACUGUUAAUCCAGGCCGAUCUGUGAAGGGCAGUGAAAGACUGUGACAAGUAGCAAUCAGUGCUUCAGGAACCAUAGAAGAAAAAAAGAAAAAAAAAAACCUACUGUUUUAAACUGUGAAGUGCUCAGAUUCCCAUGUCUUGUGUGCAGGUAUGGGGGCUCCUCUCUUAUGCUGCGUUCACACCGGUUUUGGCAACACGCGUUUAAGUAUAAAAAGUCUAUGUAAAUGUGCGUAUAUGUGUGUGUUCAAAACUCUCACGUUAACACGUCACUACGAACAUUCUUUAGUUAAUUUUCCGACUAUCUAAAAAAAAAAAACAAGCAAUGAAAACAAAACCAGUUGAACUUUGACCAAUUUGAUAGUGACGUGGGGAUAGUGCCUUUUAAUUCACCGAAGUCCCACCCGCUUGAAAAUCGAUCAUGAAGGAGAAAUUACUGAUUGCUGUUUGUGCCCAGCCUGAGUUCUAUGACACAAGUCAAAGCUGUGAAAGAAAAAGAUUCUCAAACUUUGCAUCAUUUCGCACCAAGCCUCUUCCAACUGUGAAUACAUGUUUAGUUGAGAGGAAGAGGCUGAAGCGUUUGGAUCCUUGUGCAAACGGGUAUUUAACGUCGAGAUAAACAGACAAGGAGCAGUUUGAAAAAAACAAGGAAGUGAGGCAGGCAGGAGUGAGGACAUGCAGGGGUCAAAACCACUUAGAAAUAGGCAUAGAAGAAUGCUCGGACUGUCAGCAAUGCUUAACAAGACUUUGCACUGAACAGAGACUAGAGAGCAGAAUAUAUGCUGGAUGAAUGAUGAAUGAUUGAAGACAGCUGGUGAAGACUUGCAACAUGAGGUGGUGCAUGCUGGGAGAUGUAGUGAGAAGGCAGUGGAAACAGUCAAUAUUCUGGCGAUAGCUCCCUCCUGUGGUCGGAGGUGACAUUGGCUGGUGGAUCCCUGAUAAUGGGUGGCAACAGUCCAGUGUAAACACCGUAUGCUAAAACACAUUCAAGAAUGUCUGUUUAACGUAUUUAUACACUAAAAGGGUAUUCUUGAACGCCCUUUUACAGAGACUUUUCAUUGGAAGUUGCUGCCUAAUCGCGGUUGCUAAGACUGAGAAUGCAGCAUUAUUCUAUGCACUCAUUCGAGAACAGGCUAUAUGCGGUUUUACACUGGACAAGCAGGGAGUGGCAAAGGUGGGCUUCUCCUUGUUUUGGUUUUCUUCAGUUUUCUAGCGCAUGUUCACCACCAACAGUUGGAAGAAGCUUGAAUGCGCCACACAUGCCUGGUGUUUACGUAGCAUAGUGCUAUAUUCACACCAAUCUUGGCAAUGAGGGGUUCAAGACUCUCCGUUUAGUGCAUUCUUGAAAGAGCAUCACAUGCCUGGCUACACUGGACACAUGGUGUGCGUUCAAGGACACGUCAAGUGAGACAUUCUUGAAUGCGUUUCUAGCAUAUGGUGUUCACACUGGACUGUUGCUAUAUCCUGAUACUAUAGCAAGUACUUACUGUUGGAAAAGGCUUAGUGUAAAAUAUUGCAAAUCUUGCUUCACACUUUUUCUUUCAAAGAUCUAAAACAAACCGCAAUUAUUAAUUUAUCCUCCAUGAUACCUUUUCAACUGGUUGGCACCUUGGAUUUGAAAAGGACCCUACUCAUAUGUCAUUACCAUAGACAUAUACUAAUCACUGGACAGAGCAAGGGGUUGACGUCACCCCUGGUAAAUGUCUUACCUCGGGCACUCGCGAAAUCAGGCGAGGUCACCGUGGCUUCUUGAUACUGUUGCCGCCAUUUUUAAACCCAUCCACAGUGAUUGGUUCGAGUCGAACUGAGUCACGUUUUCAGAGGAACUACUGUCGCCAAUUAUAAGUAAGCUUGUUCAAAGUCCACACCCCUUCCACUGAAAGUGGAAUCUGUCAAUCCAACGUUCGAGGUGGGGGCCAGGAGUCUCCACAUGCUUUUACUGAAACAUCUGAUUUAAGAAUAACUUGCGAUAAAUACAAUGGACUUUGUAAGAAGAUCUUAAGAAGAAAGUAUCAGAGCAAAAAUGGUUGUUCUGACAAAUAAAAUGACUGAAAAAUAACCUAAUAAGACUAUGGGAUUUUGACCUUCUUGGAACCAGCGGGAAGUUCCUAUUUGAAACCUUAUCCAGCUCCUUGAUUGGUCAAAUUCCAGCUGUUUAGUAUUCAAGCAGACAAAAGUUCAACAGAUGAAAUGAAUGUCCGGAUUCUACUUAAAAAGUUACGUGGUGACACAUGAAUGCGGAAGCCCAAAUAGCACAUUUAAGGCCAUUUAUAUAGACUUUUCAUUGAAAGUGGUCGUUUAAAUGCACAUUGCCAGGGCCGGUGUGCACCUAGCUUUACAGUGCACUUCUGCAUUUCUUGUUUCAUUCAUCCCUCUCUUCCUCGCAUCCUUCCCCUUUUUUUCCCUCAGCCCUUCUAGUCUUCACAGACUUGUUCAUAUGUGCAUACUGCUGUGUAUAGGAUGUAAAUGUUUGCGUUCCACUACCACUGUGAUAUGCUUGUAGAGGUAGCGGAGGGAAAAAACGGAGAGUUUGCAAGACGAUUCCUUCUUUUAUUUUGUUUGUUUGUGUUGUUCCUUAAACAGCGAAUGCAAAGGAGUCACUCACUACAAAGAAUGCACUUUCUAUAUAUCUCACUGGCUGCAUCACAGGGUCUAUGUCUCAUCAGCCUCGAUACCAUUGCUGUUAAAUAUCAGGUAAAUGCAUUUGCCGUCUCAUUUUCUAAAGAUUUGUGUACAGCCUACAAAUAUAUUUAAACAUAGGAGAAUAUAUGAAAUCUAUUUACGUUUUUGUGUCAUAGAUAUAAUGUAAAGUAUGAUGUAUUCUAUGCCAAGGUUUUGCAGUGUCCCCCUCUUCACUCUGUAGAUGCAGGAUGCUCAGCAGUUGAGCAACUAGGAGGCGAGCGACAACCAUCACUGACAGCUGAUUGACAGUUUUUACUGGUUUGUGCCACGGCUGAGGCGUCUCCUGGUUUGCAUGAAGAAAGACCCCGAACUGGUUUUUCUAAAUGGGUGAAAUACUGUGGAUUUUUAUCUUUCUUUUAAUCAUAAAUGUGUGCCAGAUAAUCAGACUCGUAGCGCACCAUUCAUGCAGAAGUACUGUUGAAGAAUUCUUUUUGUUUGUGCUCACACGGGUUUUUUUCUUUUCCAGAACGACACACACUGUACAACAGCUGAGGUUUGUCACUCAGUUUCUCGAACUGAUCCAGAUCCUUCGUUAGCAUCCGCAUAGGACCGUUUCUGUUUGUGAGGAAAAUAGCUGCAGACACGUGACGGCAGUGAAAGCUAUUGUGACAUUUCCUCCCAGCAUGUAGUUACUGCUGGGUGGCUGACGACCUGCUAAAGGGUCUGUAGUGUCUGUGAAAGCCAGAUGAAUCAUUUCGUCUGCAAUACCAGGCCAAGGACUCAACGGUGCCACCUAGUGUCUAAGACUGAGAGACAUGUAGCACCUGCUGCACCACAUUGUACUGGUUUCUUCAUAUUUUACUGUAGUUUUGUGCACCUUUUUCUUUUAAUUGUCACACUAAAACUAAAAAAGCCCACAGAGAUCAUGUGUUGUGAAUGGUUUGUUUGUUUGCUUGAGAGUACCACAAAGAAACUAAACGAUGCAAGCACUUUCCCUGUGCCUCCCAACCUUCUCUUUUCUGGCUUUCCUACAACCAACACUCAAAGAGUUCCAGUCUGCAGUUCUUUUUCAUCUGUAGUGUUGGUCUUCUACUCUCCAGCAGCUGCUCUGCUGAGCAAGCCACAUACUGUAGACUCAAGACUUUGGAGAGUUUUCAUUUCCAGACACCGGCUGUGUUAAUCCCUCCCAGAUCUUUGCGUGCAUACAGACCUGCAGAAACAGGCCGAAAAGGGAGAUCCCACUGUGUGUUCUUUCAGGGGUGUACACCUCAUGGUACAUUGCACAGGUGUGUAAGAUGUAAGUUGCACUGCGACAUAAAAAAAAGGAACAUAUUGCUCUUUUUUAACGAUUAUAUUAGCUUACUGUUACUCUGUAAAUUAACUGACUUAAGAUGAAAUUAAAAAAAAGAAAAGAAAAUGACAUUUAUUCUUCCUAAAGUAGCCUUUUAUGGUUUCAUAUAUAUGAAUAUAUAUUACAAAAAAAAUACAGAUUGUAAACCUAAGUUGUUAAAAAUUGACUUCAAUAAACGGAAUCCUCUGCACUACGA
Molecule: messenger RNA, 8471 nt
Organism: Oryzias melastigma (Indian medaka)
Lineage: Eukaryota; Metazoa; Chordata; Actinopteri; Beloniformes; Adrianichthyidae
Product: connector enhancer of kinase suppressor of ras 2
Exons: 24
Coding region: 358-3792 (1144 amino acids)
Biological process (GO): regulation of signal transduction
Cellular component (GO): cytoplasm; membrane
Molecular function (GO): protein binding
Source: RefSeq, a predicted model, not a curated record